This is a messenger RNA of Macaca mulatta (Rhesus monkey), 626 nucleotides long. The record is from RefSeq and is a predicted model, not a curated record. NCBI's taxonomy places the organism in Eukaryota, Metazoa, Chordata, Mammalia, Primates, Cercopithecidae.
AAAAAAAGAAAAGAGGAACAAGAAUUACUUUUGUAACCAGAAAAGAAAAUAGAUGGAGUGGUGGGUGCCUCCCACCAUGGUGUCAUGGGGAGGGGAGGGAGGAUGUGGCCAUGUGCACCUGUCGUCUUGGCCACCCGAGGCCUCACCCCAAUCCUUGGUCCCCAGUAGGCCUUGACAACCAUUGCUUUCUCUCUGGGUCUCCCUCCCACCAUGCAGGUGAGAUGAUAACGACUGUGGACCGAAGGUUCCUGGCAGUGUGAGUGACGGGCGGUGGCACUCGGUGCAGGUGCAUGCGGCACUACAAGCCCAACAUCGGCUACCUGGGCCUGCCCCACAGGCCGUCCAGGGAGAAGAUGGCUGUGUUGACGGUGCGGUGGGUGACUCUGUUACAGCUGUGGCUGUGUGCUUCGGGAAAGGACAUCGGGAACUACAGCUGCGCUGCCCAGGACACUCAGACUGGCUCCAAGAAUUUCCGCUCACAUCUUCCAUGCUCCGUAGACACUUCCUGUGAGGAACAGUCAUAAGCCCUGUCUUCUCUCAUCAGGCUGCCCUUUUGCCACACCCUGGAGACUCCGCUGUACAAGGCUUUUUGUUUUUUUUUGCUGGAGUUUUGCUCUCGUUGCCCA